This is a messenger RNA of Camponotus floridanus (Florida carpenter ant), 3792 nucleotides long. RefSeq names its product death-associated protein kinase 1-like. Gene Ontology annotation, molecular function: protein serine/threonine kinase activity; protein binding; ATP binding. Gene Ontology annotation, biological process: intracellular signal transduction; positive regulation of apoptotic process; protein phosphorylation. The record is from RefSeq and is a predicted model, not a curated record. Gene Ontology annotation, cellular component: nucleus. The transcript has 20 exons. Bases 153 to 3572 code for a protein of 1139 amino acids. Lineage: Eukaryota; Metazoa; Arthropoda; Insecta; Hymenoptera; Formicidae.
GCGUUCCCUGCGACACAGGCAUAUCGAUUGUGUGUGUGGGGCGGCCGGCAUGGGCAUGGGUGAAGGCCGUUGGAUGCCACAUAAUUUUCGUAACGGCUCUUCGCGAGACUCAAAGCUGUCCGGAUAGAUCGAAUGAUGAGCACGAUCGGGAGAUGAUGCCGGGCACGUCUUGCCAGCUGGAAACGUCUAACGGUAAUUCUGAGUGGAAUACUUUAAUGGAGGUCUACCAUGAGCCGAUUGAAAAAAACUAUCAGCUACUUGAAGAGAUUGGCAAGGGUCAAUUUGCUAUUGUACGAAAAUGCAAGGAAAUAAAAACUGGUGCAUUAUAUGCUGCAAAAAUAAUGAGAAAGAGAAGAGUUGCCAGGGGUGUAGCUGCUGCAGAUAUUGCAAGAGAAGCUGGUCUUUUGGCUCGGUUAAGACAUCCUAACAUUGUUUCCUUACACAAAGUGAUAGAUACAGGAACAACAGUUGUAUUGCUUUUGGAGUUAAUUACUGGAGGUGAAUUAUUCCACUGGACUCCAUCUGGUGAAACAGAAGCUGCUCAUGUGGUACGCCAAGUUUUAAUGGCACUUAGUCAUUUACAUUCCCAUCAAGUUGCUCAUCUGGAUAUUAAGCCUGAGAAUAUUCUAUUGUCGACACCACCACCGAUGCCUAGCAUUAAGAUAAUAGAUUUAGGUCUAUCGCAUCGACUGGUACCUGGUUCAGAACACAGAGCAUUAUUUGGUACACCAGAAUUUGUGGCACCUGAAAUCGUAAAUUAUGAACCACUUAGCUUGGGAACUGAUCUUUGGGCUGUUGGUGUAUUGACAUAUAUUCUUCUGAGCGGAGCUUCGCCAUUUUUAGGCGAGGACAAGCAAGAGACAUAUGCAAAUGUUGCUGCUUGCCAGUAUCAAUUUGACAAUGAAUAUUUCAAUAAUGUAUCCGAGAUUGCCAAAGACUUUAUACGAUCCUUGUUGAUUAAAGAUCCAAAAGAGAGAGGAAGUGCUGAAUCGUGCCUUAAACAUCCUUGGAUUCUCACGGAAUCUGAAGCUCCUCAGGGUCUCGGCGGAGCAAUGAUCAGUGCUGUGAAGCGAGGCUGUGUUGAGGCUGUCUCUCAGUUACUGUUGCAGGGUGCUCCAUUAAACGUAAAAGACUCCAGAGAAGACACUCUUUUGCAUAUCGCUUGCGAGGCUGGCGACGAGGGAAUGACGACUCUGUUGAUAGAGAGCGGAAUCGAUCUAGAUAUACCGAACAAACAUGGUCUCACGGCGUUACACGUAGCUGCUCGACACGGGCAUAUUAAUUUGGUCAGACAUUUGUGCCUUGCUGGUUGCGACGUCGAUAAGACGAAUCGUGGGAUUCGAGCAGACGUUACUGCGAUUAAAUACGGAUAUCCGGAUAUCGCAUAUUUGUUAGAUAAAUUGCGAAAUCCGAAUCAGCGCGAAAAUUACAUUCGUCAGCUGCAACCAACGCACAGACCGAUAGACCGGCUGCACAUAAGACUGCUUGGACAUUGCGCAUCUGGGAAAUCAUCAUUAAUUAAUUCUUUGAAAUCUGGAAUAUUUAGUUUUGGUUUCUUUCGAAGGUCUAAAAGUCAGAAUUGCAGCGCAAAGAGAGAACCAAGUAUUGAACUGGACGUGACAAGUAAGCAUGGUUCUCUUAGCUUUGAAUAUAGCGACAGCGAAUAUGAAGGUACUCAAGGAGUGGAGUGGAGUCGUGGUAAUGUAGGUGGCGAGUGCGUCUUUUGGGAACUAUGUGGACGCGAAGAAUUUCUGGCGUCUUAUCACUAUGUACUUACAUUCCAACAGCCAGCAGUGCAUCUUAUUACAGUCAGUCUGAGAGAGCCGUUGACCGUUCAACUUCAGCAGAUAAAAUUCUGGCUGCAGUUUAUUUUAGACCGCAUUAAUCCAAGUAACGUUGGAUUUGGCGGCAAAUGUAAUGAUGUAAAAGUAAUUUUAGUCGGUACUUACGCGCCGGAACCUGUAGCUCCGAAUUCUAAUGCCGGCAAUCUACUCGCACCACUUUUGCCAUUUCUGAAAGACUUUACGUCGAUUUUGGGAGAUGAACCUCAAAUGGUAGCAUUGGAUGCAACUAAUCCCUCUAGUCCUGGCCUCAAACUCCUCAGAUCGUACUUAAAUAGUGCAAGGAUGGAAUUUCUCGAGGAUGGACCGGAAGUUGCAGAAAGUAUUCUCCGACGUGACACGCCGCGUGCUGCGGCUACGUACGUGCCCCUGGCGAAUCUUGAUAAACAGAGCGCCUUAGUGUGGACCGGUCUCGCCGAAGCGUGGAGGUCGUACGUGCAAUCAUUAGAAGUACCUCCUUUAAUGCUCACACAGGAGGAAUUUUUGAAUGAGGUUCGAAAGAUCAAUCCUUUAGUUUGUUUGGAACAUUGUAGACAUCUUGGAUUACAAUUACAGAAUUUGGGGGAAUGCAUUCUUCUACCUGGAAAUCUGAUAGUACUCAGUCCCGAAUGGUUCUGGCAAGAUGUACUAAAUUGGCAAUUGAGUCCCGAUCAAAGAGGACGAUUGGGUGGUCGAACUACCGGCGUUUAUACUUUGGAAGAUUUUCAGGCGCGAUGUCCUUGUCCCGCUGCUCAAGCUUUGCAAGCUUUACAAGCGGUCAAUUUAUGCGUUCCGUGCGAAGUAGAUGAUGAUGAAGUGGAAUACGAAAUACCCUGCUUAAAUCUCGUAGAACGUCUUCCAGGUUUAUGGGAACCAUGGAAACCAUGCUCAAAUGCAUUACCUCACGCUGGUUUACGUCUUUGUCCAGAAGAAGCGCCUUUAUAUCACUUGACAGCGAUAUUUACGCAUUUACAAGCGCAACUGAGAAAAAUUACUCAAGCAUGGGAUCCGAUGAAUUCGGAUUUAUAUCAGUGGUGGCGAGGAUCAAAAUUAUGUCUUGGACCUUGCGAAAGCAUAAUUACCUUUGAAGAAGAAGAACAUAGUUGCGUCGAAAUCCAAGUUCGCGGGCCACGUAGUUCUAGUGCGCAAUGCUUCGCUCUUCUCAGCGUGAUCUUAGACGCGAUGGAUACGACUAUUGAAUUAGUCGCGCCGGGAAUGUUACUCGAGAGACAUUGGCUAAGUCCUAGCCAGCUUCGAGAAUAUGACGAGGUAAUUCACUCAUGGACACCUGGCACAAUUAUAUCGGCUUUAAUCGAUAAAAGUCUCGAAGAAGCGACUCUUAAAAAUCCUUUAAAUGACCGGCAAGAAACAGUAUGGGAAAUAGUUGGUUGCGGGCUACCAUUAAUAGAGAAUUACGUUCCUGGACCGAAGCAACCUGUGAAAUAUAUAAAGCCUGCUGUGCAACGACGAUUGGCACAGAUGCUAGAUCCACCUGAUCAUCACGGAAGAGACUGGUGCUUACUCGCCGUGAGACUUGGUUUAGGGGAUCGCGUCGCUCAAUUGGAUAGUACAGUAGACAGUCCCACUCUGAGGUUGCUAAACUGCGCAGGUGCAGAAUGUACUGUUGGUUCGCUGGUACAACAAUUACGAGCGCUCGAUCGCGAAGACGCUGUGCACCUGCUUCUCACGUAUACGCCAAUCUACGUGCUAUUGAUGUCCGACUCGGAAACAGGAUCUAAUCUUUCCAGAUGACGAUGUUGCUCUUACCAAUGGCGUAUUAGCACUUUUUAAAUCUUUUUUCUUUUCUGAAACGCCACAUGUUUGAUGAAUUUAAAGCAUUGUCUUUCUUAUCUCCGCCCAAUAUAAAAUGUACAUUAAUUUGUUAAGUAAGUGUAUAUCGUAAUAUGUAACUUAACUUUAAUGAUCAAUCGCGUUGCACUUCGAGUUGAUAUUGAAAAGAAUCAGUGACAUA